AUGGCUCCUACCAAGCAUCCUUCGGCUUGGAGGCUGAACAAGGCCGAACAGGCCACUGUGGAGGAUGACCUUCGUACUUGGGAGGCCAGUUUGUCUGCAGAUGUGAGCCUGGAAGAAAAGAGUCGUCUGCGAGAAGAUGAACGGAAGCGUCUGACGCGUCUUGUGCAGCAAGCCAAGCAUGACCAGAGCUUGGUAAAGCAGUCGAAGGCGGGAGCGAAGAACAAGGCCAAGGCUAAAGCUGCACCGUCAGACCUUCCUGAGGCCGAAGCAGCUGGCGGAGCGCCUGAUCCUGGCUGCAACCAGGACUACUACGAGCGCUUGAAGCAAGACUUGGCUGUCAUCUACAAGGAGCUUGGCGCCGACCUGACAGAGAUCCAGCCCACGCCCAUCGCCGCCAAGGUCGGUGAGAAGUCUGGCAUUCAGGACGGAUGCGCCACAUGUUUCACACAGUUUUCUGAUGUGUACGACCUGUCGAAAGCGCAAGUGGCACUUCAGUGUCAUGGCAGCUACAUUUCUUCCUGCAACCUCUUCUGGCUGGACUGCUGGAAGAACCCAGCACCAGGAGUACCUCUCAACCGUGUCCGAGUUUCUCAACUUGCCGAUUUCUACUUUCCUGAAGGUCGGCAGAACAAUUUCUUCCACAAACUGUUGGAAGUACAAGUGGACUCUUCAGGCCUCACCGACAAGCCCUCUGGACUCGUGGUCAUCACCCCGUUGGAAAUUUGUCACGCGAUCUUCUUGAAAGCUGCUGCCGACCUGAGCAAGCCUGGUACCACAGCAGCCUGCAAAGCGGCUUGGAAAGAAGCCUUGAUGCUAGAAGCCGAUGUGUGGGUGCAUGCCUUGAACAAAAGGCAGCUCGUUCAGCAAGAGCACGAGUCUUUGACUCGCACCGCUUGGCAGAAUGCGGCUGAGCUCUACCACCUUCAGGCGCUGAUGGAAAAGCUGGAGGGGCGCAAGCUGUCUGACCAGGAAGUGGUGCAGCUCCUGAAGAAUAAGCAUUUGAUGACCGCGCAGAAAGGCACUGGUCACUCGGCCGUUGAUGCUUCCAACUAUUGCGAAUGGAACUUCACUGCCGCCAAGACCAUUGUGACAAAGCUGCAAUCGGACCAAGUCAUCACCGAGAUUGUGAACAAGCAGGAGAAUUUGAAGGGCUCCGACAGUUGCUUCAACAGCUUGGUGAAGUUGGAAAAGCUAGCCCAGCGUCCCAGUUGUUUGGCUUCCCGCCGGUUCAUCUUCCAGCUGAUCGCCGAUUUGCUCUGCCACGGCGUCAUCCGAGAUGAUGACUUGAGCAAGAAAGAUAUGAUCGGAUCCGCCAACAACCCGGGCACAAUCCACCUCUACGAGUUCAAGUGGCGCUGCCUAUCGUACAUCUUGGACAUCAUGAGUGUCCAAGCGAAGCUGAAGGAUGCCGACCGAGUCCUUCUGAAGGAGCAUUUGCGUGACCCAGUCGAAACCAGAUCCAACACUGUGGACAAUAUCGGUUGGCAAGGCUCCUUGACCAAGUCCUCCCUGGAAGCCCUGACCUUCAUCCAGGACGUCGUCUGCCUGAAGCAAUACGACAACAUCCUCAGGCAGGGCGCGAAGCCAAACUCCCACCCUGAAAUCCUCAAUGAGAUGGAGACGAUCCAAGAGGCUUGGACGAGAGUCGUCGCGUUGCAAGCUAUGGAGCUCGUCGACGAAGACGGGGAGGGAACCGCUGCUGAAGCAGAGACUGCCGACGGCCUGCUGAAGUUGGCGCGAAAGACGCCCAACGCUCUUCCCAAAGGAUCGCCGCAAUACUGGAAGGCCAUUGCGAACCAGACUGUCCGCAUGUACUGCGCAUUUGUGACGGAAGCAAACAGUGCUGCCGGCAUGACUGCCGCGGUGGAGAAGGAGAACUUACCACGAGGAGAAGCCGGCAAAAGCUGCAUCCUGUGCCACCUGGACACCCGCCUGCUGGGUGAAAGCACAGGUCCGGGGUGCCAAGAUGGCCUGCGCAAAGUGUGGAGGCCAGACGAAACUCUCGUCCAGAAGCUGCUUGGAUCAACUUUGAUUGGCUUGGGCGCGCAGCAGGACAAGAGUGGGAAGUGCACUUGCCCUGGAGAAGCAGUCCUGGCGGCAGUUUUCGACCCGUUGAACAUUUUGCCCAAAGGCUUCCUGAAAGACAGCAGCUCACAAACGAUGUGGUUGUGCUUCAACGAGGUGGGAACUAAUUUUGGAAAGUUUGAAACCCGCUGUAGUUUAGAGUCAGACUGUCAUUUCGUCAUUGUCGACCACAUUCUGCCAGGAAAGCAUUCGUAA
Durusdinium trenchii is the source of this 2280-nucleotide messenger RNA. Lineage: Eukaryota; Dinophyceae; Suessiales; Symbiodiniaceae. The record is from the annotation of a GenBank genome assembly.